Messenger RNA from Myotis myotis, 1239 nucleotides. RefSeq names its product allantoicase (gene ALLC). Bases 1 to 1239 code for a protein of 412 amino acids. The transcript has 11 exons. Gene Ontology annotation, molecular function: allantoicase activity. The record is from RefSeq and is a predicted model, not a curated record. Gene Ontology annotation, biological process: allantoin catabolic process. NCBI's taxonomy places the organism in Eukaryota, Metazoa, Chordata, Mammalia, Chiroptera, Vespertilionidae.
AUGGUGGACUCUCCCAGGGAGGGGAAGCUGGCCCGGUCUCCGGACUUCGUCCAGCUGAUCGACAUGGCGUCCGAGUCCGUGGGAGGCAAGAUUUUGUUUGCAACAGAUGACUUUUUUGCUCCUGCAGAAAACCUGAUAAAGAGUGACAGCCCGCGGCUUGAAGAGCACAAAUACACUGAGUUUGGCAGGUGGACGGACGGAUGGGAGACCAGGCGCAAGAGGACGCCAGGUCACGACUGGUGCAUCGUCAAGCUGGGGGUCCAGGGCCUGAUCCGGGGCCUGGACGUGGACAUUUCCUACUUCACGGGAGGCUACCCCCCUCGGAUUUCAAUCCAAGCAGCAAACCUGGAAGAAGAUAAAGAGCCAGCGAUGCCCCCGAGAGGAGUCAGGAUGGGAGUGGCUGCCACCGCCGAGGAGCUGGACGCCGUCGCUAAGCUGCAGUCCAGAGACUGGGACUACUUGGUUCCCAGGACAGAGCUGAGACCCGGGAAGCCUGCUUCUGGCCACAACUACUUCCUGGUUAAUUCCCAGCAGAAAUGGACCCACGUCAGACUCAACAUUUUCCCAGACGGUGGGGUCGCGCGCCUCCGGGUGUACGGCGUCGGACACAAGGACUGGGCGUCCGCCGACCCCAAAGAGCCGGUGGACCUGGUGGCCAUGGCCAGCGGGGGCGCCUGCGUGGGUUUCAGUAACGCCCAUUUUGGGCACCCCAACAAGAUGAUAGGCGUCGGGCAGCCCGAGUCCGCGGCCGAUGGCUGGGUGACGGCGAGGAGGCCCGACCGGCCGCCCGUGCUGCAGAGCGACGAGACCGGCGCCCUCCUUGUCCUCGGCGGCGAGUGGGCUGUUUUCCGCCUCUCACACCCUGGAGUGGUGACCCAAGUGGAAAUCGACACGACGCAUUUUGAAGGCAGCGCUCCCGCCAGCUGCCGCCUGGACGGCUGCAUCCUCACGGCCCAGGAGGAGGAGGACAUGGCCCGGCAGCAGUGGGACCUGCCAGGCCACCGGUGGAAGGCGCUGCUCCCGGCCACGAAGCUCUCUCCCAACACAGCCCAGGUGUUCGACAGCCUGACGCCGGAGCUGCAGGACGUGGUCACCCACGCACGGCUCACCAUCUGCCCGGACGGGGGUGUCGGCCGCCUGCGGCUCAGGGGCUUCCCCAGCUCCAUCUGCCUCCUGCGGCCGCGGGACAAGCCCAUGAUGAGGUUCUCGGUGAAGGCGGGGUUCCGGUCCAGCCUGUAG